Messenger RNA from Eriocheir sinensis (Chinese mitten crab), 4901 nucleotides. RefSeq lists its product as uncharacterized. The coding region runs from base 472 to 1440 and encodes 322 amino acids. The transcript is spliced from 5 exons. Lineage: Eukaryota; Metazoa; Arthropoda; Malacostraca; Decapoda; Varunidae. The record is from RefSeq and is a predicted model, not a curated record.
GAGAGAGAGAGAGAGAGAGAGAGAGAGAGAGAUUUACAGUGCAUCAUAUAUAUACUUGAAAAAUUAAAACGGGUAUAUCUUCUCCGUAAAAGGUUUAUCACGAGAAAAUUCACGCCCCGGAAGCACUUAAUCGAUUCCUGGAAAUUAUUAAUUUAUAAAAGCCAGAUUCACCGUCAAGCCACCGUGAGCCUCAGCCUUGCCGGAGGGCGCAGCUCGAGGCCUAGCACCAGCAGUCAUCAGCGCAUUCCAACACCACAGGGAGUCGACUUAUGCUAUUGUCUGGCACGCUUCCAACAGCCACCAUAGCCGCUGCUCCGGACGGCUCUAACUGGCUCUUGAAGGCUUCUAAAUGACACUUCACGGAUUUUACCAGACACUGAGAGGCUUAACACAUGUCGUGAACCGCUGGAAACUGUCCCCGUCGGCUUUUGUAAACUGGAGAGGAUCUUGGUGGCCUAAGUGAGCGUCGGCAUGAGACUGGAUGGCCCUCGCCUGACGUGGGAGCCGAUUGGUAGUGUGAAUCCCAUGCGAGGAAGCCGCCACCUCAGCACACCUCACCCAGAUUCAUUGCCUACACAGGGAAGGCGACGGCGUUCCAGAAGUCUUCAAAGUAUCCAUGACGAGGAAGGGUGUGUGGGCAAGACGCAAAGGGACAGCGGGCUCUCCUCCACUAGCAAUGCAAUGAAGCAGGCCAUGAAGGGAAGCCGCGGCGAUGCAGGGAGGAGGCGGAGGUCUCAGGGCGGGGAUGUGAUGGGCGGCGGGCGGUCCAGCAGUAGCGAGGGUGGCGAGGAGCGACGCAAGCCACACGCCCUGCCGCCCCUCGCCCAGAAGCCCCGCACCCCGGCCAUUGCGGCGAGUCCGCUGGAAAAUGAGUUAGCGUCACACUUCAUUGGGUCGCCACCGCCAUCAGGGCUUCGGCGGAGUGACUGCGGCUACGGCCUCAGUGUGGACAGUGUGGGGGAGGAGGAGGGCAGCGGUGGUGAGGAGGAGCGCACUGUUUACCGCCCCACUGACCCCUCACUGGAGGCCUCGCAGCCCAAGAUCACCCUCAACACCGCCCCCCGCCGAGGCUCGCCUCCCCCGCCACAUGCCAUUGUGUCCGCUGAGAAUAUCACCUCCACCCCCACCUCUGCCAUCUCCCUCCGGUGCCUGGCCUCUGCUGCCACUGAGACUCUUGCCCUCCAUCAAGCCCUCACGCCCCCCCCAAAGCUGGUCACCUACCGGGCCCAAGGUGGGGCCGACGCCGUCCAGGAAUGGGUGCCAGAUGAGGACGGUGGUUUGGCUACACCCCCCCGCAAGUGCUCCUCUCCUUCCAUCCGGGACCUGCCCUCCCCCCUCCUGGGCCGCAGUGCCCUUGGCAGCCGCCCACCUCCACCACUUCAAUCUACCCGAAGAACCAGGUCGAUGGUUAAACUUUCACCCAUCCACAAAUCGUCCUAAUCUGCCUUCAAUACUCCAGCAACAGUGCUUUGUUCAUUUUUUUUAUAUAUAUUGUGUAUUCUUAAAAACUUUGAAACUUGGCAGUUGUGCCUUGUUAUUUUGAGCCACACUGGACUGUGGAGGUCUGAACUAGGAUACUAAGGUAAAGAUGAAGUUGUGGGCCUACUUUAUAGCCACGUGUUGCAUCAGCACUUAUUUCCGUCACCUCAGCCCUUGAUCCUGAGAUGGGUAGGAAUCUAUUACCUCAGGACACUGGGCCAGUGUAUCAUCUGGGUUACCGUAGUUUAUCUUCACCAGAUUUCCCGAGGGACCCAUUUACUGAUCAGCUUGAAAGGGAGGAAGAACGGGCCAGAAUGGGAUCGAACCCAGUCCUGUGGAUUCAUAACUAAGCAUGCCAGUCACUGCACCGCAGAGGUGAACAAAGAUGGGUUAAAGUAAAUUUAGUCAGGCUGGAGAUGGGUGACCUCUGCUGCCAGAAGACUGUAAACUUCCAUGUAACCUCCACUGUUGUAAAGCACCCCUGCCAUUUCAGCAAUUCUUGGAGGUCAUUUUUCAGUUUAGCUACUAGAAAUUGUUCCUUCAACUUGCUUUUCAUGUUGCCUCUUAAUACAGCUGCUGUGAGCUCUGGGAUCUUCACCAUUAUUUCAUGGAGAGUACAGUCAGUCCUGUAGCCCUGCAAUACUCACUGGGUUUGUCUUUGAACGUGUUUCGUUGUGAAGCUUAUAAAUCAACUGUAGCGCAUGUUUGUGAGUCACAGAAAAUUAGUUCUGUUACUUAUCUCGUCGAAAAGAUCAAAGAAAUUUCUACUAUAAAAUGUAUUUUGCAUUGUUAUAUACUGUGUAACAAAAAACCUUGGCAGAAAUUUAUAGCUUAAAAGAUAUUACUUAUUUUGAUAGUAAUCAUCAUUGUAAAGCACUAUUUUCUACGUGAAUAUGACUGUGUCGUUCAUGUGUGUGUCAAAUGUACUGAAUGUUACCUCGUGUUAUGGAUCAACUAGUAUAAACUACAUACAGGAACGUUCCAGCAUCGUCAACUUUUCCAGAAACUGUCCCAUCCCUAAAAGCAUGCCACCGACAACCAUCCUGCCACAUUGACAUAAGAUUUCCAGUUGCUUUUCUUUUGAAGCUUUAACUGUGUUACAUGAAGUUGUCUGUAUUUGUGAGAUUGUUAUGGGAAUAUAUGCAAGAUGAAGUGUGAAUUUAUAGAACAGUGACUGUGAUCAUUAGCAUGCUGGUAUUUUCAGAGCCUGACGGCAACAGUCAUAGCACACCUCAUGAACCUCGUCCAGGACCAAGAGAAAAAAGGAGAGGAGAGAGACUGACUCAGCGGUUAUAGGAUUCCAUGAGACUAGUCAGUGAAAUGUGCUACGAGUUUUGUAGUAAUAGCAAUAGUAGUUGUAGUAAAAGGGUCGUAGUGAUGGAAGUGGUGGGUGUAGUAAUGGAACAAGCUGUAGUGCUGGUGGUAGUUUUGGCAGUAAUGUUGGUGAUGGCAGCCACAUAAAAUAAGUCGCUAAUGCCUGAUAACAAUUAUAUAGAUUUUUCAUGCUUUAAUCAAUACUUCAUAUUAAUGUUUCAUGCAAGAUGGAAGAAAAACAAAAAAAGCAAUGUUCAAGAUACCUUCAGUAGUUAUUGAUUGUGGUGAUGCACAUUACAUUCAGCAAAGUGUUUUUUUUUUUUUUUUUUUUUUUUUUUUUUCAACGAGUCAUGUGUCAGUUUUAGCGGUGAAAAAGAAUCAUGCCUCACAGAGCUGAUUGCAUAAAAAUGAACAUCUAUGAUAUUAACAAUAUGAUGAUGAUUGGUUGUAGUCGCAGUAGUAGUAGAUCAUUGUUGUUAUUAUUUUUAUCCUUAUCAUCAUUAUUAUUAUUAUUAUUAUUAUUAUUAUUAUUAUUAUUAUUAUUAUUAUUAUUAUUAUUAUUAUUAUUAUUAUUAUUAUUAUUAUUAUUAUUAUUAUUAUUAUUAUCAUUGUCAUUUCUAUUCAUACUAUUCAUGCUAUUACUACUGUCAAUUAUGGGAAAGUUUCUAGGACUCGUGCUGCAGUCUGUUUAGAUUCUGCAGGAUUAUCAUGAAGGAUGUUGAUUAUCAGAAGUUUAGAAUUUUCUUUUUCUUUUUCUUCUUGGAGAGGAGAGGAGAUAUAAUGAUUUCCAAGGAGUCGCUGCUUUGAAUUCAGACUGGAACUGGUUUGGUUGUUUUGAACGCUGGAAGAGAGGGUUGUUUUCUACCAGGGCUGAGCUGUUUUGUGUCUUAAGGUCCUUUGAUCUCUUGGCACGAGCUGUGGACUUUCAGGCUAUAGCAAAUGUUAUCUGUUUGAUUUUUUUUUUAUAACAAGGAGACGGUGGGACUGAACUGUAUUUGUUCAAUAAUUUGCUGCUCUUUGGACUUGCCAUUGAUCUUGAGCUGCAAACUUUGUUAGGAAGCAAUUAAAUAUUUUGGCAGAGCUGUUUUGAACUUGUGUUUGAAGUUUUAAAGUUCAGGGACAAGUUAUUUUGAAUUCCAUAGUUGACUUACAACAGUUUAGUGGAUGAUCUAUUCAUGACUACCUUUUAUGGUAAAAGACACAAACCAAAGGCAAGACAAUAAUGUAAAGAACAAGCUGCUUCAAAAAGAAUACAGGAGCCUCACAUCUGUGUUAUGGCUGCACAGAGCCCUUCAUGAUAACAUGGUGAAAUCAUAUAUGCCUGCAGUUUUGCUGUGAAUAAAAUACAUAAGAUUGACUUGGGUGUGCAUGAAUAUGUUAAUUUCAUUCAUAUCUCACUCUAAAAAAAAAAUUACGUCAGCAGUUCAGACUGUGAUAAUAUAGAUUAAAGCAUUUUCUUUAAAAUUCUUCACUUGACAUGCUGGCAGGCAAGACACCCAGGUGCCACGAACAUCCACAAUCCAAACAGAACCGUGACUGUAAUUACAUUGAUUUUAGAUAACAAAUAAUAGUGCAUUAUUCAUGGGGGGAGGAGAGAAAGAGAGAGAAUUACUCCAAUUUGUGAACAGACAUUUUAAAUGUUUAUGCUCAUUCAGAUGCUGGAUUUAUGUAUGAAUGUAGAGAUUCAUGCAUGCAUGUAUGUAUGUAUGUGUGUAUGAAUGUAUGCAUGCCAGUAAUGUACCCUAUUCAUAUAUGCAUGCAUGUACUAUGUAUGUAUCCAUGUAAGUAUAUGUGUGUGUAUGCAUUAUGUAAUGUAUAUAUGUAUUGGAUUCUUCAGUACCAAUUAAAAAAUGCCAGCAUUGAUGUGCAGACAUAGUGGGCUUAGGAAGGGAAGGACGAGAGCUGAUUAAAUUAUAACCACUGCAGAAACCACUAGUGUUGCAGACUAAUAUGCCUCACAGUACUUGAAAACCAAGGCCAGUACAGGCAAAAUGAGCAAGACUAUUCAUCACCAAAGCUGCGACUUUGUGUGAGUCUGCGUGUGUCGAGCACGAAAAAGUGGAGAGAGAAAUGUAUCAUGCUGUAAAAUUAAUAAAUAUCUGUACACA